AGGACGCGAUCUUCCGAGUCCUGGCGGCAAGAUGUGGAUCACUGCUCUGCUACUGGCCGUGCUGCUGCUGGUGGUUCUCCACAGGGUUUAUGUGAGCCUUUUCGCUCGAAGUUCCCCGAACCCCUUCGCGGAGGAUGUCAAGCGGCCCCCUGAACCCCUGGUGACCGACAAGGAGGCUAGGAAGAAAGUUCUCAAACAAGCUUUCUCAGUCAGCAGAGUACCAGAGAAGCUGGAUGCAGUAGUGAUUGGCAGCGGCAUUGGGGGACUGGCCUCAGCUGUGAUUCUAGCUAAAGCUGGCAAGAGAGUCCUUGUGCUGGAACAACAUACCAAGGCGGGCGGCUGUUGUCAUACCUUUGGGGAAAAUGGCCUUGAAUUUGACACUGGAAUUCAUUAUAUUGGACGCAUGCGGGAGGGCAACAUUGGCCGUUUUAUCUUGGACCAGAUCACGGAAGGACAACUGGACUGGGCCCCCAUGGCCUCCCCUUUUGACUUGAUGAUACUAGAAGGGCCUAAUGGCCGAAAGGAGUUCCCCAUGUACAGUGGGAGGAAAGAAUACAUCCAGGGCCUUAAGGAGAAGUUCCCCAAGGAAGAAGCUGUCAUUGACAAGUACAUGGAGUUGGUUAAGGUGGUGGCCAAUGGAGUCUCUCAUGCCAUCCUACUCAAGUUCCUCCCAUUGCCCUUGACUCAGCUCCUCAACAAGUUUGGGCUGCUGACUCGUUUCUCUCCAUUCUGCCGAGCGUCUACGCAGAGCCUGGCCGAAGUCCUGCAGCAGCUUGGGGCUUCCCGUGAGCUCCAGGCUGUGCUCAGCUACAUCUUCCCCACUUACGGCGUAACCCCCAGCCAUACCACCUUUUCCUUGCACGCUCUGCUGGUUGACCACUACAUACAAGGGGCAUAUUACCCUCGAGGGGGUUCCAGUGAGAUCGCCUUCCAUACCAUCCCUUUGAUCCAGCGGGCAGGGGGCGCUGUCCUCACCAGGGCCACUGUACAGAGUGUGUUGCUGGACUCAGCUGGGAGAGCGUGUGGUGUCAGUGUGAAGAAGGGACAAGAGCUGGUGAACAUCUAUUGCCCAGUUGUCAUCUCCAAUGCAGGAAUGUUCAAUACCUAUCAGCACUUGUUGCCCGAGACUGUCCGCUCUCUGCCAGAUGUGAAGAAGCAGCUGGCGAUGGUAAGGCCUGGAUUGAGCAUGCUCUCAAUUUUCAUCUGUCUGAAAGGCACCAAGCAGGACCUGAAACUUCAGUCCACCAACUACUAUGUUUAUUUUGACACAGACAUGGACAAAGCGAUGGAGCGCUAUGUCUCUAUGCCCAGGGAAAAGGCUCCAGAACACAUUCCCCUUCUCUUCAUCGCCUUCCCAUCAAGCAAGGAUCCAACCUGGGAAGACCGAUUCCCAGACCGAUCCACAAUGACUGUGCUGGUGCCCAUGGCCUUUGAAUGGUUCGAGGAGUGGCAGGAGGAGCCAAAGGGCAAGCGAGGUGUUGACUAUGAAACCCUCAAAAAUGCCUUCCUGGAAGCCUCUAUGUCAGUGAUCAUGAAACUGUUCCCACAGCUGGAAGGCAAGGUGGAGAGUGUGACUGGAGGAUCCCCACUGACCAACCAGUACUAUCUGGCUGCACCCCGAGGAGCUACCUAUGGGGCUGACCAUGACCUGGCUCGUCUGCAUCCUCAUGCGAUGGCUUCCAUGAGAGCCCAAACCCCCAUCCCCAACCUCUACCUGACAGGCCAAGACAUCUUCACCUGUGGGCUGAUCGGGGCUCUGCAAGGGGCCUUGCUGUGCAGCAGUGCCAUCCUGAAACGGAACUUGUACUCAGAUCUGCAGGCUCUUGGCUCAAAGGUCAGGGCACAAAAGAAGAAGAUGUAGUCUGUUCAGAGAUGAGCGAGAGGAACGGCACCUCCCCAACUUCUCGUGCUGUCCUCCUACAGCAAUUCCUUGCACAGAUAAACAAAAACCAUUGUGUUUCUAAUAACUGUUGUAAGUCAAGAGUUCUUUACCUUGCAUUUCUACUCAAGGCCUAGUGUGGGAUACGUAGCCUUGAUGUCUCAUGAAGAGUGCUCCCAUGCCUUUCCUACAUCCAACUCCAAGCUAGGGUCAGGCACACAGAACCCCUGAGGGUGUUGGCUACUGGAAUAGGUUGGUCCAGUCCUACCCUGAAGCUUUUUGCUCCUCCCCACUCUAGUGUUGUGCUGCUCUGUACUGUUAAGGGGAAAGGAGGACUAGUAUGGGCUUGGAGUAGCAACUCUCUCCAAAUGCCAGAUCCAAGAAACCCUCGGCUCUAAGUUUUAUCCUGAUAGAAUCGGGCUAAAGGAACAUUCCAAGUCAAGGAUGCAUCAGAAGAUACCACUACCUAUGAAAUGUCUCACACACUAGCCAGCUGAGAUCUUCACUAGAGAAUGGCCAGGCUGGUAGCGAGAGAAUGGGAGUGGAGACACUAGGCCCCAAACAGGAAGCCUGAUGCGCACAAAGCCUAGAGAUGGCAUUUGUAGUUGCUGGCACAUAUUAAAACUGAGUUAUUAGGCUAGGUGGUGGUGGCACAAGCCUUUAAUCCCGGCACUCAGAAGGCAGAGGCAGACAGAUCUCUGAAUUUGAAGCCAGCCUGGUCUAUGAAGUAAGUCCAGGGCAGCCAGGGCUCUGUUACACAGAGAAAACCUGUCUCAAAAACCAAAUCAAACCAAAACCUGAGUAUAUCUGUUUUCUAAAAUGCUUGUAGUCAGAAUUAUUUCAGAUUUUGUAGUAUUUGCAUACACAUGAGAUAACUUGGGGAAUGGGACCUAGAACUAAACCACAAAUUCAUUUGUUCCAUAUGUAUAGAUCAGACACAACAUCUUAGGUAAUAUUCUGAGAAACUGAGCAUUCUGACCUGUCACAUGAGUUCAUGCUAUAGUUGAAAAAGCCUGCUCUGAUUUCAGAGUAGAGACGCUCAAUCUCUACGGAUAAAUGGGAAGAUGAAUAAAAGUUAGAACCUUU
Grammomys surdaster is the source of this 2965-nucleotide messenger RNA. It is a transcript of the gene Retsat, whose product is annotated as retinol saturase. Bases 32 to 1861 code for a protein of 609 amino acids. The transcript has 11 exons. NCBI's taxonomy places the organism in Eukaryota, Metazoa, Chordata, Mammalia, Rodentia, Muridae. The record is from RefSeq and is a predicted model, not a curated record.